AUGGGGGCUCAAGCAGAAAAUCCUGACACCUUGUGCUCCUUGGCCAGGGAGCAGUCAAUGGAGAUGAGUGUCCCCUGCAGUGAUGAUGAUGAUGAUGAUGAUGAUGAUGAUGAUGAUGAUAAAGCUCAGGCCGCAUCCAGCACGUCUUUAGUGCCUGCGUUCUGGAGAGAAAAGGAACAGAAUGAAGAGUUCAAGGACGCUCCAAAAAUGAAGGCAAAGAAAGUUACUAAGAAAAUUUUCCCCAGUUCCCCUCUGUUUGAGAAGUGGGGAGGCGAGUUGUCUGAGAAAGAACAAAAGGAGGCAGAAAGCUUGUUUCUACAAUAUGGAUACAACGUUUUUCUAAGUGACAGGCUGCCCCUGAACAGGGACAUCCCAGACACCAGAGAUCCCAGUUGUGCAAACAAACAAUAUCCAGAGGACCUUCCGACCCUGAGUGUGGUUCUAAUUUAUCUGAAUGAAGCCCUGUCCAUCCUGAAGCGCGCCAUCAGGAGCGUCAUUGAUAAGACCCCUCCUCACCUGUUGAAGGAGAUCAUUCUCGUUGAUGACUGCAGCACAAAUGAUGAUCUGAAAGACAAGCUUGAAGACUACAUCAGGCUAAUAAACAAGCAGCGUCCCGGGCUGGUUAAGCAGGUGAAACAUGCCAAACAGAUGGGGCUGACACAGGCACGGAUAUCUGGAUGGAAAGCAUCGACGGGAGAUGUUGUUGCUAUCUUGGAUGCCCAUAUUGAAGUUCAAGUAGAAUGGGCUCAGCCAGUUCUUGCCCGGAUUAAGGAAGAUCGCACCGUGAUUGUGUCACCAGUCUUUGACAAGGUGAACUUCGACACCCUAAACGUGGUCCAUUAUGCUACUGCAGCUCAUGCUUUUGACUGGGCGUUGUGGUGCAUUUAUGAGUCGUUUUCACCCGACUGGUACAAACUAAAUGAUGUCUCCAUUCCAGGAAAGUCUCCUUCUAUUAUGGGCAUUCUCUUUGCAGACAGAUUAUUUUUUGGAGAAAUUGGUGCUCUGGAUGAUGGAAUGAAAAUCUAUGGUGGAGAAAAUGUGGAGCUGGGAAUUCGAGUCUGGCUGUGUGGGGGCAGCGUGGAGGUGGUCCCCUGUACCCGCAUUGCCCACAUCGAGAGGGCACACAAGCCGUAUCUCCCAGACCUGAGCAUCACAAUGAAGAGAAAUGCCCUGAGGGUGGCCGAGGUUUGGAUGGAUGAAUAUAAAAGAAAUGUACUUGUUGCCUGGAAUCUCCCAAUUAAGGAUCACGGUCUUGACAUUGGUGACAUUUCAGAAAGAAAGAAGCUCAGAGAAAAGCUGCAGUGCAAGCCUUUCAAAUGGUAUCUGGAUAAUGUGUACCCUCAGCUUGAUCUGUGGGAAGAUCUUCUUGCAUAUGGAGUUCUCAAGAACACUCUGGAAGAAGAACUUUGUGUUGAUCAAGGAGCAGUUUCAGGAAGUGUACCGAUAAUCUAUGGAUGUCAUUACUAUACCCAACAGAACACAUACUAUCAUAGGAAUGGUGAGUUUUAUAUUGGAGGAAUAAAAUCACAUAAAUACAACAGUAAUCUCUGUUUAGUGGAUCAUGGGAAUUCCAACUCCCCAGCUUUACAUAACUGCAAAACAGCAAAGGAGAAAGGCUUCAACAUGCUCUGGGACUUCAAACAGGGACAAGCACUUAGAAACAGAAAAACAAAGAGAUGUCUUGAAAUUGCAAAGCAUGACUACUACCAUUUAGUCAUUCAAGAAUGCACAGGACAGGCCUGGAAAAUACAGCAUGUUAUCCAUGAGUUUUAACGAAUGUUUGAUCAAAGGACUACAGUGGGCUGGCACCCUGCCCGGGGUUUGUUUCCUGCCUUGCGCCCUGUGUUGGCUGGAAUUGGCUCCAGCAGACCCCCGUGACCCUGUAGUUAGGAUGUAGCGGGUUGGAAAAUGGCUGGCUGACUGACUGACUGGAUGGAUCAAAGGAAAUCAAACCAAAAAAACGUAUCAACGAUAUUCAUGGGUCUGCCUCAGCACAGUAGAAGAAGCCCAUUUUACAUAUCAUCUCUCCUUAGAUGUGAUGUGUCAUUGAGAUAUGAAAGUGUGUGUGACCUGACGAGAGGCCCAUCUAAACACACGAGAGGUUCUGCAGCUUGGCUGACAUGCUGCUGGCUGUGAGGUUCCAAUAAGCCGUGACUGUAACCAGCUGAAUUUAGCACCACGUUUUAAUUAUCUUCUACAUUGUCAUGAUGUGCUAUUGUGUUGUUUAAUUUUAGUUUUAAUUUUAAAAGAAGCAAAAAUUCAUUCAUUGCAAACCUUUUUACAUUUGGUGAUGUCCUCCACCUACCGUAUUCAGUGCAAAUGUGAGAGCUGGUGACUGCUGCCCUUUUGUUUUCAUCCAUUUUGGAGAAGUACAGUCGUUGAAGAGAUGUACAAGAUUAUUUAUAGUCUGUGGAGAAGCUCCUCCAACACGUGCACUGUGCAUGCAGAAGAUUUUGGCUGUGGAGGAAAACCAGGAGUCUUGAGGAACAACGAAUUUCAGUCUCCGUUCAGCAGCACACAUCACAGACUGAUUUAUUAUUCCACGUCAUUGCAUGGAGAGCAGCACCACAGCAGCAGGAAGAAUAACACCAACUUCUCCAUGACGGCCAUCACAAAACUGACUUUGAUCUCGUCAGAACAGUAAAUGUGCAGUGUGGGCAUUUUCUAUUGACCAGAUAACUAUGGCUGACUUCAUUUGUAAUUUUUAGUAAACCUCUUGUUUUAAGAUUGA
Molecule: messenger RNA, 2731 nt
Organism: Polypterus senegalus (gray bichir)
Lineage: Eukaryota; Metazoa; Chordata; Cladistia; Polypteriformes; Polypteridae
Product: probable polypeptide N-acetylgalactosaminyltransferase 8
Exons: 12
Coding region: 1-1773 (590 amino acids)
Cellular component (GO): Golgi apparatus
Source: RefSeq, a predicted model, not a curated record